Messenger RNA from Exophiala spinifera, 2196 nucleotides. RefSeq lists its product as uncharacterized. NCBI's taxonomy places the organism in Eukaryota, Fungi, Ascomycota, Eurotiomycetes, Chaetothyriales, Herpotrichiellaceae. Bases 1 to 2196 code for a protein of 731 amino acids. The transcript is spliced from 2 exons. The record is from RefSeq and is a predicted model, not a curated record.
AUGGCUUCUACACAAGGCUUUUCGCUCUUUCCGACGACCGUGCCCAAGAUCGCCAUACCGAACCCGCACAAGAAGAACCCAAGCUUGCAUCGAAUCAGCAUUGUCGCUUCUCCAGAAAGUACCGUCUCAAAUGCUGAGUCGGUGGUGAUCAAGAUGGAGCAUGAACAACCUCCCUUGCCUGAACUUCCGCCGCACCUGAACGAGCGAAGAGAUUCGUCUCCAUCGCCGGAAGACAUUGGACGGGCAAUUACCACCAGCUCUCCUAUUGACGGCAAAACCCCGACUCAGCCGUUUACUGCUUCGACGAGUCUGGCCCAAUAUACACCUUCCUUGUAUCAAUCCCCCGAAAUGGGCCACGCAUCGCCGCAGGCGUCCUUUUCUGUAGGCACAGGAUCAUCAACGACACUCGUCCAGGUGCAGACACAGCCUCAGCCUCCAAAAACGCCCCAGACGGAGACACAGACAGCUGUUUCAAUCAGGCCUCCAAUCGAUCCUUCGCCAAUCGUCCCUAUCAGGUCCAUGUUCCCUACCUACAACCCAUCUGUGCCUUUAAAGAAACAGCCGUACGCCCCUCAACGCCCGCUUCCAGCUCAUCUGUCAGCUAUCACCCCUUUUGGUGCCCUCUCUCGGGAUGACUAUCGAAGCAGUCUUUCUCUCCCAUUCGCAGCUUCGACGCACAGAUCAGCGCCACCAAGCAUUGUCAAUUUCCCCUCGGACGUAAUGAGUGUGAAUUACGGACCUCGUAUCUCAACGCAACGUGACCUUGAGAAGUUGUGGGAAGCAUCACAUGGAACGGAACCAGAUGCCGCCAUUAGAUCCUUUACACUUGAAAUGGCUCGAACAGAGGAGGCCACAUUUGUUUUUGGCUCUCACGCCUCUUUACCGUUCUACACCCUUCAAACAUACGAUACGAACGAGAUUGCCGUAACCAAAACCUGUCCACGGAAAGCCACCUCUACGCGAGAUGUGGUUUUGUGUCCCUUGGAACCACCUUCCCGGCGUCAACCACCCAACGAUGGCCUCGUGGCCUUUAUCUUUCCCAAACUCGCUGCUAUGCUUGCAAUCAAUCAAUCUGCAUCCCUAGCCCGCGAACACAAUCUUGCCCCAACGGACCGUGACGACAUCGAGGCUCAAGCGGUUCGUCGAGCUGCAAAACAAGAGGCGUGCUCUUUGCGUUUCAAUGCUCGUAGUGGCUUCUACGAACUAGAACACCCUGCCAUCGGCCGCGGCUCAAUGGGCGGUGACUUUGCAGCAGCCGAUACCCCGACUCCCGCUUCCCCAACCACUGUCCGCAGUAUGAGCGGCAAGCCUGUCCUGCAUAUUACGGUGUCUCUCGAAAGUUCUCUCCCGACUAUAUAUGUCGUGGACCCAAGUGGUGCGCAGCGUGCUAGGCUCGGGACCCCGCUAGCCUCUGCAAGUACUGGGAUCAGAAGACUUUCCAACAUGCCUCAGGUAGACUCCAAUGCGGCGGUGACUGCGAGUUCAGAGACGCCUCCUCUGGCAACCCUUGAUCUUACCGCACAGACGCUGUUCAUUGACGCAAACGCCAUUCUCGAACUGAUGCCCUCGUUGUUCAGCAUAGACAGCGUCAUUAGCGCGCUCCUUGCAGUUGCAGUGGGCGACUCCACCGUCAAUCCAGCUAUGGGCGGCAUGGAAAUAUGGAAGCCCCGCCCGGCUCCUGCAUCACGACUUGGACCGAGCAACAGAAGCCACAGCAUGCGCACUACACGAGCUGGUAGUGUCAAAAGUUACGCAGGAAGCACAUUCUAUGCUACAAUUGCCGAGCGCGAGGAGGCCGAGGAAGAAGCAAAGCUCAUGCGCAAAGAACAUGAGAACGAUGUUCGAGGGAGCCGAUCAGCGCCAAAGGGGCGAUCAUGGUUUGGCCGAACGCCUGGGGAUGUUGACCACGAUGACGAAGCCGACGCUGAUGAAAAGAGGACAACUGGAAAGAGUAGAAAAGGGAAAAGGCACAACGACAAGAAAAAGGUCACAAUGGCAGAGUUUGAUCUCGAGAAACUAGGCCACUAUCAAUCUGGAGACCGCAAAGGCGAGGAAUUGCCUGUGCUUACGCGUUCUGCCCUGAGUUUUCUCAUAACGGGCCUCAAGCUGCUGGUAUGGGUUUUGACGACGAUUGUUCAGCUACUUGCGUGGGUCCUGGUCAAUGUCUCGAGGGCGGUCACGAGUGAGAAGUUUUAA